Messenger RNA from Erigeron canadensis, 1557 nucleotides. RefSeq names its product 3-hydroxyisobutyryl-CoA hydrolase-like protein 2, mitochondrial. Lineage: Eukaryota; Viridiplantae; Streptophyta; Magnoliopsida; Asterales; Asteraceae. Gene Ontology annotation, biological process: L-valine catabolic process. Gene Ontology annotation, molecular function: 3-hydroxyisobutyryl-CoA hydrolase activity. The coding region runs from base 120 to 1331 and encodes 403 amino acids. The record is from RefSeq and is a predicted model, not a curated record. The transcript is spliced from 14 exons.
AGGAAAACCUGGCGCUGCUAAUCUAAUAACCUUGAUUCAUCAUUUCAUUUUGAAGAAGAGAAAAAAAAAAAAAGGUUAAGAAGAAAAGAAAAAAAGGGUUUAAUCAAGAAAUAAAAAAGAUGCAGCGACUGAAAUCACUGUCACUAGUGACGCGUUCGUCGCAAAAACAGUGCCACAAGUUCUUUGCCACAGUUUCUGCUCAACGUGACAAUUACCCUCAACACAAUCAUUCCCAAGAUGAGGUGUUGGUGGAAGGAAGAGCAUUUUCAAGAGCUGCAAUAUUAAACAGACCAUUUAAGCUCAAUGCAAUUACUACCUCUAUGGCUGGUAGGUUACAAAGACUUUAUGAGUCAUGGGAGGACAACUCACAAAUUGGAUUUGUCACAAUGAAGGGUAGUGGUAGGGCAUUUUGUUCUGGUGCGGACAUGGUAGCCAUCUAUCGUUUGCUUCAAGAAGGCAAAGAGGCUGAAUGCAAAGAAUCUUUCAGGAAGUUGUAUCAUUUUAUAUACCUUUUAGGAACGUAUUUAAAGCCAAAUUUGGCUAUAUUGGACGGUAUCACGAUGGGUGGUGGUGCAGGCAUUGCUUUUCCUGGAAUGUUCCGCAUUGCAACUGACAAGACUGUUUUUGCAACUCCGGAAGUUCAAAUGGGAUUUCAUCCAGAUGCAGGGGCUUCCUUUUAUCUUUCUCGACUGCCUGGUUAUCUAGGUGAAUUUUUGGCUUUGACUGGAGAAAGGCUUAAUGGUGCUGAACUCGUUGCCUGUGGCCUUGCUACACACUAUUCAUUGAAUGCAAAACUUUCUUGGAUUGAAGAACGCCUAGGACAAUUGAUGACAGAUGACCCUUCUGUCAUAUCAGAUUCCCUUGCUCAAUAUGGCGAUCUUGUCUAUGUAGAUAAGAACAGUGUGCUUAACAAGAUUGACAGAAUAGACAGAUAUUUUUGCCACGACACAGUCGAGGAAAUUGUGGAUGCUUUAAGAGAAGGAGAGUCUCAUGAUGAAUUAUGUUCGACUGCCCUAAAGAAGCUGAAGGAAGCUUCCCCAUUGAGCUUAAAGAUCACUUUACAAUCUAUAAGAGAAGGUAGAUUCCAACCACUUGAUCAAUGUUUGGCUCGUGAAUAUCGUACAUCGUUGCAUUGCAUCUCCAAACACGUUUCUGGAGACUUUUGUGAGGGUAUUCGAGCAAGACUAGUUGACAAGGACUAUGCUCCUAAGUGGGAUACUCCAAGUUUGGAAGCGGUGAGCAGAGACAUGGUUGACUAUUAUUUUGCACCACUUCCUGAUUCGGAGCCAGAACUGAACUUGCCCACAUCCUUGAGAGAACCUUUCAUGUGAAAAUCGUGUUUCAAGUUCCAAUUUCAAAUUAACCGGAGGAAUAUAUGAAUUAGGUUCUGCUCUUUUUGUUUUUUCUGUGCAACUUCUUCCCAUAAAAAAGUGCCACACUUUUCAUGUUGGCAAAAAUUGUACGGUUAUUGUCACCACCACUACUAUAUAUUAGUUAUACUGAUUUUUGCCUCUUAGAUUCUUUAAUAUUAUAGUAAUGCCAUUUAGUUAUUGGACA